AUGGAAUAUUCAUAUAUUCAAUUGAAUAAUUUACCGGAUGAAAUUCUUAUUUAUAUUUUUAAAAAAUUGUCUAAUGCAGAAAUACUUUAUUCUUUAUCAGGUGUCAAUAAACGAUUAAAUAAAAUUAUACAUGACUCUAUUUUUACAAAUGAUUUGUCUCUUUUGAUAUCUACAUCGGAUGGUUUAGUUUAUCCAUUAUCUGAUCUAAUCCUUGAUCGAUUUUAUUCAUAUAUUUUACCUUCGAUUCACCGAAAAAUUCAAUGGCUUCAUCUUGAAUCACUUUCAAUGGAAGAUAUUCUUCGUGUUAGAAAUUAUCCAAAUUUAUAUGGAAUUAGUUUACAUAAUAUUCAAGCAAAAAAAGCUAUAGAUCUUUUUACUAUAGUUCGUUCAAAAAGUCCGUGCGUGUGA
Molecule: messenger RNA, 408 nt
Organism: Rotaria sordida
Lineage: Eukaryota; Metazoa; Rotifera; Eurotatoria; Philodinida; Philodinidae
Source: the annotation of a GenBank genome assembly